Molecule: messenger RNA, 789 nt
Organism: Trypanosoma theileri
Lineage: Eukaryota; Euglenozoa; Kinetoplastea; Trypanosomatida; Trypanosomatidae
Product: putative ABC transporter
Exons: 1
Coding region: 1-789 (262 amino acids)
Biological process (GO): lipid transport; transmembrane transport
Cellular component (GO): membrane; intracellular membrane-bounded organelle
Molecular function (GO): ATP hydrolysis activity; ABC-type transporter activity; lipid carrier activity
Source: RefSeq, a predicted model, not a curated record
AUGCGUGAAUCACGAGAAGCAUUACGUUUCAUUGGUUACUGUCCACAGUUUGAUGCGCUGCUUGAUCUUCUUACAGUGCGGGAACACCUUCAGCUCUACGCUGGCAUUCGUGGUGUUGUUCAAGCGCAGCGUGCGACGGUGGUGGAGGAACUCAUGCAGUUGUGUGAACUCACAUCAUACGCCAAGACCCGUGCUUCUGCGUUGAGUGGCGGCAAUCGCCGUAAGUUGUCUGUUGCGCUUGCGUUGAUUGGCGGCCCGCGUGUUGUCUUUUUGGAUGAACCCUCCGCCGGGAUGGACCCUGUGGCCCGCCGUGGUCUCUGGACGGCUGUGCAGUCCAUCGCGAGCAACUGCGCUGUGGUCUUGACAACACACCACUUGGAGGAAGUGGAGGCACUCGCCCACCGUGUGGCCAUCAUGGUGGACGGCACCCUGCGCUGCAUUGGCAACAAGACACAUCUCAAGAAUAAGUACGGCAGUGGAUUUGAAAUGACAAUUCGCACACAUGAGAAUGUGCCACGUGAGGAGGUGGAUGCCUUCAUUCAACGGAGUUUCCCCGCCGCGCAGUUGGAUGAGGUGCGAGGCCAUCGCUACACGUACGCACUCCCCGCAGGCACGCGGCUGUCGGAGGCGUUUGGUGAACUCGAGCGCCACCGCGAGGAAGUGGGCAUCGCCGACUACGCCGUUUCACAGACAAGCAUCGAACAGGUCUUUCUGCGCAUUAGUGAAGGGGCAGAGGAGGAUGAGACACACCAGGAAGAACAUUCGCAACAAAUGGAAGAUCUUCUAUAA